Raphanus sativus (radish) is the source of this 1581-nucleotide messenger RNA. Its product is annotated as replication protein A 70 kDa DNA-binding subunit A-like. The transcript has 11 exons. NCBI's taxonomy places the organism in Eukaryota, Viridiplantae, Streptophyta, Magnoliopsida, Brassicales, Brassicaceae. The record is from RefSeq and is a predicted model, not a curated record. Gene Ontology annotation, biological process: DNA replication; DNA recombination; DNA repair. Bases 1 to 1581 code for a protein of 526 amino acids. Gene Ontology annotation, molecular function: DNA binding. Gene Ontology annotation, cellular component: nucleus.
AUGGCAGGUUUGGAUUUUGUUGCUGCUCUUAAGCCUUUCAAAUCCAUGUGGAAAAUCAGGGUCAAAGUUAUCCGUUUAUGGAGGCAAUACUCUGCUGCUGUAGGGGAGACCAUUGAAAUGGUGCUGGUGGAUUCUAAGGGAGAUAUGAUUCAUGGAACCGUGAAGAAGGAACUGGUCACCCAGUUUGAGUCUGCCCUCCGUGAAAAUGUAUCAAAACUGAUUGUCAAUUUUACCGUCACAUACGCAUGUGGAUCAUACCGCACAACCAACCAUCCAUACCGUAUUGUGUUCCUCCCGACAACAAGGUUAAGACCCUGUGAUGUUUUGCCAACCAACUUGAAUGGUUUCAAACCAGUCAGUUAUGGAUCUAUCAUGGAUGGUACUCAAAAUGCCGACUACUUGGUUGAUGUCAUAGGACAGAUUGUUGAAGUCUCUCAUCUUGAAGUUCUUUCGGUCAAUGGGAAGGAUACCCAGAAGUUGUCUUUGGAACUGAGGAACCAAGAUGAUGAUCGUCUUCCGUUGGUGUUGUGGGGUAAGUUUGCAACUGACGUGGAUAACGCCAUUCAACUGCGACGUGAAAAUCAAAAAGUACUGGUUCUCAGAUUCGGGAAGAUCAAAGUGUGGAAAGAUGAACGUUCUGUGUCAAAUGCUUACAAUGUUUCUGAUGUUGCUGUUAAUCCUAACAUGGACGAGGUUGAUGAGUUUCUUACACUGUUGCCUAAGGAUGACAUGGCUUUGGCAAUUGUUAGCCCAAAGCAUCUUGCCUCUGUUAAAGGUGUUUCUGAUAAGGAUGAUUUUUUCAUCCAUACCCCUAAGAUGACUAUUGCUGAGGUGUUGACAGUAAGACAGGUGCAGAAGUGUAUUGUGAUGUGCACUAUAGGUGGGAUUGAUUCUGAUAUGGGUUGGUUCUAUCUUAGCUGCAAAGUGUGUUCCAAAAAGGUUCUCACUGUCCCCAAUGAUUCUAUUGAUGAUGGCCUGGACGAAGAUCUUUUCAAGCACAAUUACUUUUGUGUGAAAUGUAACCAGCAUAACCCCAAAAUCUUGCCAAGGUACAAGAUCCAUGCUGUGGUCCUUGACAACACAAGCAAUACCAAGUUUCUGCUAUUUGAUAAUCUUGCACUCCAGCUCUUACAACAACCAUGCAUUGAGCUUACUGGACCAAAUCCAGAUGAGAUGGAAGAACCUUACCUUCUACCUCCACCUAUCAACAAUUUGGUUGGUAAAACCUUUCUUUUCAAGAUUGGUAUUGAGCGUGAGAACUAUUUAUACAAGCACGAAAUUUACAAGGUUUUGAAGAUCAUAUCAGACACACAGAUGAUAACCGAGUUCGUGGGUGCUACUACUCCAACGGGGAGUGACAGCUCCACUGCAAUCGAGAACUCCUUGGUUUCUGAUGCCCCAGAGGGAUCAUUGAUGCUGCUGGGCUCUUCAUCGGAGCAAUCUGUAUCAAAGAAUCGAACACCUGCCAAACGUGUUGGGGCACUGAUUACGAAUCUGGAGGAAACAUUUGAUCAGAACUCAGUGACGCGCACGACAUGUCCCGUGAAGAUCAAGAAAGAAAAGAUCGAAGAAAGUGGCUAA